Messenger RNA from Ectocarpus sp. CCAP 1310/34, 636 nucleotides. NCBI's taxonomy places the organism in Eukaryota, Phaeophyceae, Ectocarpales, Ectocarpaceae. The record is from the annotation of a GenBank genome assembly.
AUGGAGGGCAACGACCUCUCCGCCCUUAGCGGGGAAGAGCUACAGCAAGAAGUGGAGGAGAUCGUCCAGCAACGAGUGCAAGCCGAGCUCAAAGCCAACAGGAUAAACGAGGGUGAAGUCACCUACGCCCCACCACCUGCCGGCAACCCGGUCCCACCUACCGGCAGCCAGCCAUCACCCUCCAGCCAGGGUAAAACACCUUCCUUCAACGACCCCAGCAGCGUCGCACACAUCGUGGCGCAAGCGGCCAAGGCGACAGCUGAGGCCAUCGCUGAACAACAGGGCUUUGCCCGCUCAGGCACGUUACGUGAUCUGUACAUUAUGUUUGAUAUUUUUCGUGUGGGGGGGCAUCCGGGGGUCAAGACGGGGGUCACGCAGCAGCUGGCGGCCAAAAUCGUGACGGAGAGAAAAAAAAUAUUGACAUGUUCAACGACGAACCCGGCGGAUUUUGCCGCUACCACCGGUCCGAGCUUCACACCAACGAGCAGUGUCGUCUCCAGCAGCAACUGCGGCGCGCGCGUUCGAGAGAGGGCGCCGAGGAACGCCGCUCGGGCGGUGGAAGCCGCGGUGGCGGCGGUAGCCAGAGAGGAGGUAGACCGCCGCCGGGGCCCGGCCGCGGUGGCGGGCGAUGGGUGA